CUCUGCCUUCCUCGCCGCGCCUUGGCGUGGGUGGCGGCUCUGGGGGCCCGCGCCCCCCGGGGCUGUGACAUAAACUUUCUGGGCUGUUCGGAGCCGCUGGCCCGGCGAGUUCCACACAGCGCGGUGAGGAGGAGCCGCGACGCUCACAGGUUUCCAACGGAGCCAAAUGUUGGAGCUGUCUUUACUGCUCCUGUGAAGAGUGAAGUGAGCAAAUACAUCCCAGUGGUAGGCUUUUGAAGAGAGCAAUUACAGAAAACACACUUUUCUUGGAUAAGAACAUUUUAAAGGCAUCUGGUAUCAAAUCAACAGUAUUGUGGCCUUUAAUGGGAUUUGAGGCAUUGAGAAGUGGUUUGAUUGGUUUCAGAAGGUGACAAUGAAAUGUUGAAGAAGUUACAUUUCUAAUAUGAUUCCUGAAAGUUAGUGACUACUUACAAAAUUUUCAUGAAAAUUAAAUAUGACUUAAAAGCAUUGAUGGUCUAUGAUGUCAUCGGUUUCUACAGAAAGCAAACUCCAGCAGGCUAUGAGCCUGCAGGGAGUUGACCCAGAAACAUGCAUGAUUGUAUUUAAAAACCACUGGGCACAGGUUGUAAAAAUCUUAGAGAAGCACGACCCCUUGAAGAACACCCAGGCAAAAUAUGGGUCCAUCCCUCCAGAUGAGGCCAGUGCUGUGCAGAAUUAUGUAGAACAUAUGCUCUUCCUGCUAAUUGAAGAGCAAGCCAAGGAUGCUGCAAUGGGGCCAAUUCUGGAAUUUGUGGUCUCUGAGAACAUCAUGGAGAAGCUCUUCCUUUGGAGCUUGAGACGGGAAUUUACUGACGAGACUAAAAUUGAGCAGCUGAAGAUGUAUGAGAUGUUGGUCACUCAGUCACACCAGCCUCUGCUGCACCACAAGCCCAUUCUGAAGCCCCUGAUGAUGCUGCUGAGCUCCUGUUCGGGAACGACCACCCCAGCUGUGGAGGGGAAGCUGGUUGUCCUGCUCAAUCAGCUUUGUUCCAUCCUUGCCAAAGAUCCCUCCAUUCUGGAGCUCUUCUUCCACACUAGUGAGGACCAGGGGGCUGCCAACUUCCUCAUCUUCUCCCUUCUGAUUCCCUUCAUUCAUCGAGAGGGGGCAGUAGGCCAGCAGGCUCGGGAUGCCUUGCUGUUCAUCAUGUCUCUCUCUGCUGAGAACAGUAUGGUGGCUGAUCACAUUGUGGAGAAUACCUACUUUUGUCCGGUACUUGCAACUGGGCUCAGUGGUCUCUACUCUUCACUGCCUACGAAGCUAGAAGAGAAAGGCGAGGAAUGGCAUUGCCUUCUGAAAGAUGACUGGCUCCUACUGCCUUCUCUCGUCCAGUUCAUGAACUCCUUGGAGUUUUGCAAUGCAGUCAUCCAGGUGGCUCACCCCCUGAUUCGAAAUCAGCUUGUCAAUUACAUUUACAAUGGAUUCUUGGUACCUGUCUUGGCUCCUGCUCUUCAUAAGGUGACUGUGGAGGAGGUCAUGACCACAACUGCGUAUCUGGACCUUUUCCUGCGUAGCAUCUCUGAGCCAGCUCUACUUGAGAUCUUCCUCCGCUUUAUCCUAUUGCACCAGCAUGAGAAUGUCCACAUUCUAGACACUCUCACAAGCCGAAUCAACACCCCAUUUCGGCUUUGUGUGGUGUCCCUGGCAUUAUUCAGAACUCUCAUUGGUUUACAUUGUGAAGAUGUGAUGUUACAACUGGUUCUAAGGUAUCUGAUCCCCUGCCAUCACAUGAUGCUGAGUCAAAGGCGCGCCUUGAAGGAGAGGGACUGUUACUCUGUUUCUGCCGCCAAGCUGCUCGCCCUGACCCCUGUCUGCUGCUCCAGCGGGAUCACCCUGACGCUUGGGAACCAAGAGAGGGAUUAUAUCCUGUGGUCAAAGUGUACACAAGAUGGUUCAGGAGCCGUGGAGCAGCAGCUCCCUGAGGAGUUCUCCCCAUCAGCCUGCAUCGUGGAGUACGGGAAAGCCCUGGACAUCAGCUACCUGCAGUACCUCUGGGAGGCCCACACCAACAUCCUUCACUGCAUGAGAGACUGCCGUGUCUGGUCUGCCCUUUAUGACGGAGACUCCCCGGACCCCGAGAUGUUUCUCCAGAGUCUGACGGAGGACGGUGGUGCUGCUCCAUCCUACCCUACAUUCAGAAUCCCGCAGCAGCUCCCCAGGAAGACCGGGCCACCACUGGCUCCAAGAAAGGACAAGGGCCAGACAGAGCUGGAGUGGGAUGACAGCUAUGACACUGGGAUCUCCUCAGGGGCUGACGUGGGCUCCCCUGGGCCUUAUGAUGAUGUGGAGACAGCAGGCCCCCCUGCGCCUGUCGAGCCCCCCAAGCACAUCCAGGAGAUGAAGAGGAACGCCAUCCUGCUCUUCAAAGGGUCCUACAUCGAAGAGUCGGACUUCCAGGACGAUGUGAUGGUGUACAGGCUGUGUGCUGAGAAGGAUUCUGAGGAUGCGAGCAGUCCGCGGGAGGAACCCACAAGGCCGCCCGCCGCCGUAGCCCAGCCCCAGCUUCAGAGUGCACCCCUCAACAACGGCCCCCUCUCUAGCCCCCAGCCAGAGACGGAUCCCGAGGAGGAUGGCCACAGGGACAGCACAGACCUGCCUCAAAGCGUGUCCUCAGAACCAGAGCGAGACGAGGGGCCUGUGGGAGCCCCAGCCUCAGAGUUCGCACCCCCUGACUCUGAGGCAGAGCACAGUUCCAGCCCGGCACCUGCUAGUCCAGAGCGCGAAGAUUUCAUUGCCCAGUACGACCAGAUCAUCCGAGAGCUGGAUUCCGGCGCCGAGGGCUUGUUGGAAGAGCAUUUCCCCACGCCCGACCCCUUGCUUCUCCCAGAAGAGGAGCUUGGGAAGGAAGCCGGGAGCACCGAGGAGAAGCAGGAGCAGGAGGAGGAGGGGAAGAAGGAGCCGGAAGAGGAGGAGGACGACUUUGACUCCUUCAUAGCGGAAAGCCCUGCCGUGGAGACCGUGCCUUCCCCUUUUGGGGUGCGAGAUGAGGCCGCCUUAGCCGGUCGACAGCCCGUGAGGACUCAGAGCACCCCGUUCACAGGUCCAUUCAUCAGCGUGGUCCUGUCAAAGCUGGAGAACAUGCUGGAGAACUCUCUGCAUGUUAAUUUGCUGCUCAUCGGGAUCAUUACUCAGCUGGCCAGCUACCCCCAGCCGCUCCUCCGCUCCUUUCUGCUCAACACCAACAUGGUCUUCCAGCCAAGCGUCCGCUCGCUCUACCAGGUCCUUGCAUCUGUGAAAAACAAGAUUGAACAGUUCGCUUCUGUGGAGAGAGACUUCCCAGGACUCCUCCUGCAAGCCCAGCAAUACCUGCUCUUCCGAGUGGACAUGUCGGAUCUGACCCCAGAAGCACUAACCAAAGAUUCCAUUCAGGAAGCUUCCAGGACAGGAAGUGGCAAGACCCUGUUGGAUGGCCCUCCGAGAGUGCUCCAGCCCUUCCUGACAAACAGAGCCAAGGUGGCCGGGGCGCCCCCACACCUGCCCCUGGCAGUGAGGAACCCCAUGCUGGCAGCAGCCCUCUUCCCUGAGUUCCUGAAGGAGCUGGCCGCCUUGGCCCAGGAGCACUCCAUUCUGUGCUGCAGGCCCCUGGGGGACUUCGAGGACUCCUACUGGUAGCUGCUUUGUUUUUUAAAAUAGACAUUCUUGUUUUAUAAGGUUUUAGCGUCUGGACUGAAUGUUAAAUGCGAAGCUGCUUACAAAACUUUCUACUUUGAUGUUUCCUGGCAAUACUUGAUUGUGGGAGGGGCAUUUUCCAAGUGUCUCCCCUCUCCCUGGGUGGUCUUCCCACCUUACCUUACGCAGACUGUGUACCCCAUAAGCCGCUUGUGGCCUUGGCAGGUUUCGUAAGUGCAGCUCUUCCUCCUCACGUUGUCCAGUUACAAUUCACUCGCUCAGCUCACACCAGGCAAAUACUGGGGUGCAGGAUUUCUGAGUGCCCCGCUGUGCCGGAGGGGGCUCACCCCUGCGGGGACACACCAGCUCCUGCUGCCUUCUGCGUUUUGGCGUCCACUUUGUAAUAGGGAAGACUAAUGCUGGAGCCCCCCUCAAACAAGCACAACGUAGCACAGGUCCUUCUGAAAGCGACUUCUGCGUGUGUGCUACCCAACACGUGCUGCCUUAUGGGGUGGGGAAACCCAGUGGCCUCCGUGCUCUGCCUGGGAAGUCAGAUGCAGCAGGAGAUGCAGCAGGAGCGUGCUGGAAUGCAGGGAAUCCUGGAUGCUGGAGAGAUUUCUCUCACACCGCCACCCACACUCUGGAGUUAGCCUUAUCUCAGUGAGAUGUGCACAAGAUGACGUUUACCUAUGCAAACUGUUACUUUGGGUUUCGGGUGCUGGAUCAGAUGAAGAAAGUGUGGAAUCAUGUACUUAUGCAAAAAAGCAACCUUCAUUAAUUUUUAGUGUUUUAAGAAAUCAGACACGAGCUUGUGGAGCUCUCUCACGGUGCAUUGUUCAGGGAAUGCACGGAGUGGGGGAGGUGAGCUAAAAGCACCCUGUCCAAACACCAGUAGUUACUUUGAAUUGUUUGCUUCUGCUAAGGUGUUGUGCUCCGCUCUGUGCAGAAACAGGAGCCAGGCAGCUGGGAUGUAAAUGCAGAGGGCACAGGGAGCCCUGCAGAGCCAAGUGCCUGCCGCCACCUCCCUCCGCCCGGAGACAGAGACGCUGCCUUCUGAGUAAUGGGCUUCAUUAGAGGCCCCAACGUGAUGCAUUAGUGCCUCUGCUGCUGCUCAGCCCGCUCCGAGAGGCAUAAUUAUGUUUAGAGCCAUGGCUGCCUUAAACCACCACCAAGAGGGGAAACGCACAGCAAAACUGUGCACUAAAAAUAAGACCCAAAAAUGUGUGUGUGGAGAUGAGAGCCCACUCUGCUCUGUUUGGGCCCCGUGGUGCAGGCGCGAGGCAAGAGAGGUGGAGGGGCCCAUGUGUUUGUAGGCAGUUGGAAAGCCUGUCUCCCCCCGCCCCCUGGCUCUCUCCUGGGUGUCCCUGCUGAGCCCCAAGGGCAGCCGUAGGUCUGAUGCCCCUGCCUCAGGAGCACGGGUCUGGCAUCAGUCGGGGCCUUGGUGCAGAGGGGAAUGGAGGCUCACCUCUGAGACACUGCAGAGGACAGCAGCCCUUUUAUGUUCCAGGGCUCUCGAAGGGGCUUUGUCCUGAGACAGAUUGAAAGCCAGCCCGUGGAGUGAAGGCGCCAGGAGACCUGGCGUGAGCUGAGGGAGCCCUUAGGAGCCAGCCUGCAGGAAACCAAGGUACCUAUUCGAGGUUCAUGUCUGACUUCAGAUGGGUUUGUCUCGAGCUGUGGUUUGCCCAGCUGUAGUGCAGAGGUGAGGAUGUAGGUGGCCUGGCCAUCUGGCCUGCUGCUGGAGUCCAUUAGAACCCAAGGUAUACAGAGAUGGGAUUUAAGCUGUAAUUUAUUAUCCUCUUUAUUUUGCACAAAUAUUUAUCCUGUUUGGACUUUACCAGGUCACAAAAUGCUAAAGCCACAUCUAGAAGCUGUAUUCUUUAGCUGUUGGGUUUGAUUUGCAACUCUAUCCAUUAUUUGCUGAUGGUAUUGGGCUCUCUGCAAUGCCUUUCUUUUAUUACAGAAUACCACAUCCCCUUUGUAGAAGGUGGCCUUUGGGAAAGAGCUUGGUUUUCGCCUUUUAUAUAUGUAUAAUAAAAGAUAAAUAAAUAAAUGUUUCCCCCCUGAGUAGGUGCUGAAGUCACCCUGCUUUAAAGGCAGGCAGUAGAGAUGGUAUCUGGGGUGAAGGCAGCACAUGGGACCUCCCUUGGCAGGGUGCUAGUAGGAAGCUCACACGCUGGCCCUCCCAAGCUGCCCACUGGGAUUUGGAAACCGAUUCCCGUUUUUGAGCCCAUCACAAUCUGCCUCCAGAGGAUUGGGCUCAUGGUUUUACAAAAAUGAAGUCCGAAAAUUCACCUGCUGGUUGAGUGUUGCCUUACCAAAAGAAGGUAUAGAGACCGAGGGCUCCCACUAGGAGAGAGGCAAACCCUGCAAGAUUUGGAGGCGUGAAGGCUCCCUUCAUAUCUAGGUAGAAAUGAAGAUAACAUACAGCUGGCGAGUGAUGGUGGGAAGAAAAUCAUGGUUGUGAAGUGGACUAUUCCAGCUCUAAACAGGUGAGGCCUUUAGAAAUCUUUUAAUGUUGGAUUUGGGGGAAAUGUUUAAAAGAAACUCAGCAUGCUUAAACAUGUGGUUUGAGAGUGGGCCCUUUGCUGUGUGACAGGCAGGCUCCCAUGUCAGCUGCGGUGCCACUUACUUGCUGGGACAACACAGGGAAGAAACAGUGGAUGCACAGCCUGUGGGGUAGGCCCUGCGCUGGCGUCACUGUGUAGAUCCAGGUCCUGCGCAGGGAAGGGGAGACGAGGGUUCCUGCAGCAUCACGUUAACCUCAACUCAUAAUUCAGGGUCUGAUCUCAAGUUCCAGACCGAGUGGGUUUUGUGGUUCAAAAUAUGAGCACACUGGGAUACUUAAAAUUGAUUUUUUGAAAAUGGCUGUCAGUAAAUGUUUUUACCAAAGUUUAAAAAUAUUUAUUUGUGUGUGAGAGGCAGAGAAACCCCCAACUGGUGGUUUACUUGCCAAAUGCCUGCUAAGGCCAGGAGCUUCCGGGGGCACAAGGGUCAAAGCUAGAGGGGGGAUGGGAUGGGUACCAGGAACUCAUUUACUCGAGUGCUCGCCACUGCCUCCCAGGGUCGUCCCUAGCAGGAAGCUGGAGUCAGGAGCCGGAGCUGAGCUGACCCAGGCACUCCAGUGUGGAAGGUGGGCAUUUUAACUGCUGUGCUGCCUACUCGUGCUUCAAAAAUCUGAAACAAAGAAACCCCAAGUUAGGUUCAGCCUAAAGCACUGUUAGGGAGUUUGUUAGCAGUUUUCCACCUCUGCAGUGGGGAUGCUGGAGUAAGCAGAGAUGCGAUUUUCCUCAUUAGCUGGCUGCUUCCUCUUGCUGGGAAUCAGGAGUUGAGAACCGGAAAGUACUAGGAUAUGCUGGGGUUGGAUCUGAUGAUGGCUGUGUAGCAAGGAUGCACUCAGGGCUUGGAGGGGCCCUGAGCAGGGCAGAUAGCUGUUUAUUUUCAACCCAUCAAGACUCAGGGCCAGGGUGUCGCCAGGAAAGCAUCCUCUUUUGCAGAGAAUCUAGAACGGGACCCACAAACCUGCAGGCUGCCUGUUUAAACUGCAGCAGCCAGGAAUCCUCAGGGCUCAGAGCUCUUCUCCUGGUCUGGCUUGGUGUGGCGGUCACAUGAGCUGACUUCCAUGCACUCCUUCAGGUUCAGAGGUUAAGGGCUGUGGAUGGCUUUCUAGCUCUGGAUCUGUGUCUGGGGAGCACUGCCUGGGCAAGGGGCCUGUGCACUGUGUGACACUACAGAUCUGCCUAUGCUCCAGGGCUCAGUGUAGUGCUGACCGUGAGCCCUGUUUAGUGAAAUGGCUGUCGUGCUGGCCAUUUGUAGGAAACACACUUUUGCAGGACAGCUACUAUGCAGGUGCUGCUUCAGGUCACCAUCCCCGCCGGCGUGGCUGUCCACGGCCCGAAGCGCUGGCCUUGUGGCUGAGGCCGCGGUAGCUUUGAGUCGUUAAGUAAAUAUUCGAGGCCCCUUCCUGCUUUUGCCAUCAGUUGAUAAAUCAUGCAACACUAAUUCUCCAUCAAAUAGCAGCUUAAAACAACAAGGCAAUAAGGAAAGAAUGAAGCUACUUUUUUUUUUUUUUUUUGGCUUGUUUCUGAAUGACCGUCAUAAACCUAAUGCUUUCGAAUGAGCUCUCGGAAGACCAAGAAUGGUUUGGGGGAUAAUUUUCCUUUAGUAAAUGAGGUCUACAUUCAGGCAUUUAUUAGGCCAUUAAUUGACUUGGAGGACAGAUCAUUUUGGAAGCUUGUUAACUGGAUAAAUAGGGCUUUUCAGCAAGGCUCUUUGGGAAAAGAAGGGCCAGGACACAUUCAGGGGCCACCUUUAGGUCUUCAGCCUCUUGUACCUAGAAUCCUAAAACUGAUCACGAAUCUGGCUAAGACUGAUCCUCCCCACCUGUAGGUCACUGUGAUUUUUUUCGUGUCUUAGAAGACAUAGUUGUAAACCUGACUUGUCACCUACCCAGGUGAGGAGACUGUCAGUAGGAUUCCACCUGAGUGUGUGUAUUUCAGCAUCUUCUGGAGAGGGUUAGAGUCAGCGCAUCACUUCAGAAGCUGACAGAGGCCACGGAAGCUCCUGGGCCAGAUAAUUCCCUGGGGCCGAGGCUGCAGCAGUCAUCUUAGUGUGCCCGCUGACGAUCCCCUGGGGCAGGGGGCACAUGGCCCUUCUUGCCCUGCAGAUGCUUGACGGAAUGUGGCGUCGGUGGUCUCAGUAAGGGAGGCGGCACGAGAGGGCUGCAGCGAGCCGCGGUGCACCUCGCAAUCCAGGGCCAGCUCUGCUCACAGCCACGCUGCAGCCCCCGUGCUCACGGGGAAAUAACAAGGCCUUCCAGUCGGUUAGAUGUAGUGUUUUUUUCUUCCCCAACAGUCGCUAUGACACAGCUAAAUUCAAUUGAAGUGAAAAUACAAUGUAAGCUGUAGGUCAUGGUCGUAAGCUAAAACGGAAUUGUCCAAUUUGAAGCUGAGAGGAGGUGUAUUCUUUCAAAAAUGUCAUGGUGUUCUUCCAGGUGGGCAACGAUUACCAGGAAAAAGGGGAGAGGAGGAGCGGCUCAGUGGGAACAUCCUUACCCUGGUGCAAGAAUGCCAACUUUUUCCCACCUACACCUGGAGACAGACAGACAUAUUCACCUUGAUGAAUAAGUCAGGUCAGAGACAAAACUAAUUUCUCAACCCAAGUGACCCAGAAAUUAAGUCUGGCAGUUGUGAGCACAGAACCCCACCCGGUAGUUUCAUGAAGUGAGUGAACUCUUACUGGAGACUUCCUCCGUGCUGGGGCUCACCUUCCCACUGGAACCCACCAACCUCUGCCUCAAGCAACAGAACACAUGUGUGGGCCCUACCAGGCAGAGCUGGUUCAGGCCGCCGUGGGGAGCACAGUCCCCUCGCAGACAGCCUUGGCUUCAGACACCCACCCUAGCUGUGUGGACUGCAGUGCAGGCUGACAGUGGCCUCAUUUUAGUCUCUCCCCCUGAAGAGUAAACAGAGGAGCACCCACACUCACGCACCCUGUGUACAACGGCAGACGAGCCUGGUCCUUAGGCGCAGGACCCCCCUGGGCGGAGCCCUUAGGGUCUAAGCUUGUGUAAUAUCCAAUCAGGUUCCAAUCAGAUGAUCAGAGCUCUGCCUCCCUUUUUGUCCUGGUAGCAGCAAUAGCCACAGAAAAUCUGGUUUUCAGGAUUCUGGAAGUUGACGUUCAAGACAACAGGCCAUUGGUAGAGCUGGAGGAGAAUUAGCCUUGUAAAAAUAGAUGUUUUCAUGCCGGCAUUUUCUCUAGGAAUAAUCAGUCCAUGAAAAAGUUUUCACUGACAUCACGGUUUUGGUAAACUGUUUAUCUGGAUACACUCCCAUUAAGCCCGCCCUUGACUUGAAAUGACCUGGAAAGAUCCUUCAGUGGGUUCGAUGAUCUAGAAGCUAGAAUUUGUGAUGAAAAUGGGGUUCAUAACACAAAACCAAACUGUAGUAAUUCUGACCCAAUACAGAUCCUGCCAGAGUGCAGCUCAGACCCCUCUGCCCACCCGUGUGUAUCGCAGAGGCUCACGGGGAGGGGAGGGAACAUGCUGGCUUCCAGUUCUAAAUCACCCGUUAUGCUUGCCACAGCUGGUUUCCUUUGACCCAGCCGAGAAAGCAGAGUUAGCGAGGGCACUUACUCACAGGGUGAGGGAGGCCUGAGCUCGUGUGCACACUGGGAGCCAGAGGCUGGUGGGCGGUGGGGAGGUCUACUUCCCCCAGCUCGCCAGCUGCCGCCAGGGGCGUUUCCACCAUCCUCAGCAGGCUGAGAAGCAGGCCUCCCAAGGUCCUGUUGUCCUGCUACAAUCACUUUGACAAGCCUUUCUGAAACCAGCAUUUGCAAAGCUGGUCUUCAACACUGAGCGGUGAGGGGAUAGACGCGCACGGUGAACCAGUGGGUGUGGGCGUGCCCGAGGACUCCUGGCUGAGGCCAGGGCGCAGGCCAGCUGCAUCGAGAUUAUCUUAUCAUCGGGUCCAGCGUCUGAUUUCCCAGCUCUCUUCUCCCCGAGUGGAACAAGCAGUGUGCUGUCACAGCUGUUCCGGCUGAGGCUUGGGGCGGGGGUCAUGAGCUGCACAUCUCUGAAGUGUAAGUCAAUUUUGUAUGUGAUAUAGCAGUAUAUAUUUUAUUCAGUAAAGGUAUUUGAAGAC
This is a messenger RNA of Oryctolagus cuniculus (rabbit), 10245 nucleotides long. RefSeq names its product FHF complex subunit HOOK interacting protein 1A (gene FHIP1A). The record is from RefSeq and is a predicted model, not a curated record. Lineage: Eukaryota; Metazoa; Chordata; Mammalia; Lagomorpha; Leporidae.